AAAAGCCAGGAACAUCAUCUAAUGUUAAAGUAAAUACUACAAUAAAGAAAUCUAAGCAAAUAACGGAUGAAAGUUUAAAUAUUCAACAAAAAAAGCGAAAACUUGAAUCUCAAACAAGCCCAACAGUAGAAAAGCGUGAUAUUAAAUCAGACAAGUUAAAUUAUAAAGGUAAUUGGUUACGUGAUAAUGAUACUCCGGUUGAACGCCAUCCUAUCACCUUAAAAAGUGUAGAUAAUGGCUUGUUUGAUAACACGAUAUCAUCUAAGCAACUAGUAGAUAUGAAUAUUAAGCAAUACAUUAGAUAUUUUGAUGAUUUCUCUGCGGAAAAUGUACCGACCAUCACUUUAACGUUACCUGGACGCGCUUUCGAAGAAUUUCCUUUGUUAAUACCAAAGAACAAUGAAAAUUAUUCACCUUUACACGAUCUAAUCAAGACAAUCACCUUGUUAGUCCAUCAUUUCGUUCCACCUUCAUCUCAGUCGCUUUUUGGCGUAAUCCCUGAAGAUGACGCUGAUUUUAUAACAUCAAAUGAUACGAAUAUACUCAGAUUAAUCCAAAGAUCUUUCAAUAGACGCGAAGGCACGUCUUUCUGCAAUGCUGUUGAGACUUUCAAUAAACGAUUCUUGGAACUUAUAGAUAAGAAUGAGAUUACAAAUCAUCUAAAUAAUGCUAAAGGCAUACAUCCUCGAGUUUGGCAACAUAUCAGUGAUCAAACUUAUCAAAGAGUUGUUGGACCUAGAGUGAAUGAAUUACGACAAUAUGAAGCCUUUUCCUCUAACAUAUACGGUGAAAUUUUAUCACCUUUUGUCGCGCAUAUCGCUCAUAAACUCAAUAUCGGACCAAAUUCCACAUUUAUUGAUUUAGGUGCAGGUGUUGGUAACCUAGUAUUACAAAUGUCUCUCGCUACUGGUUGCAAAAGCUUUGGCGUUGAACAAAUGAAUACCCCAGCUGAUCUGGGUUUUAUUCAACUUGAAGAAGGCACAAAGAGAUCUGCAAUGUAUGGUUUAUUAGUAGGCGAUAUGGAUUUUGAAAAAGGAGACAUGUGCAAUUCCCAAAAAUUAAAUGGAUUAUUACCAAAAGCUGAUUAUAUUCUGGUAAAUAAUUGUGCUUUCUCUGCCGAAUUAAAUGAGAGGCUAUCAUUAAUAUUCUUAGACUUAAAGGAUGGUGUUAAAAUAGUAUCAUUGAAACCAUUCUUGUCGAAUAAUUUUAGAAUUACAGAUGCUACUGUAAAUUCACCACUUGCAAUACUUGAAAUGGAAAAAGGAGAAUAUUUUGCCGGUUCAGUUAGUUGGACAGAUGCAGGAGGAUCGUAUUAUGUCCACAGAGUGGAUAGAUCAAAGUUAAAUUCUUAUUUAAAAUCAAAAUAGAUAUGUUAUCAUCGUAAUCUGCAUUAAAUAGAACUUAGUUUUACAAACAUUGCUUUGGUAAUUGACUACAUUUACUUUGAGGUAUCCGAAAUGAAAUCCGUUAAGCUAUACCAGCCCGCUUCCUUAGAAAUACAAUGAAAUUGAAUAUGAACCUAACUUGCUCAAACGUUUCUAUAGCUUUGAGUGAUCGUCUAAGUCUUACAACAUUGAUAAGUGAUUUAAGAAUUGAUAAACAAUGCUCAGUUUCGUUAUUAAUUGCAGGUAAUAAUAGGUUUGGAAUUAGACCCAUUUUGAGUAUCCAUGCCGAAGCUAUAAUACCUGCUCUACCAACUCCACCUCUACAAUGUACCAAGAUAUUGAAACCUUUAAAAGUGAAAUCGUUUAGAAGUAUAGAGAGUCUGUCGUGAAAUUCAUUUAAAUCUGGAGGAUGUAAACCUUCAGGCAUUGGAAACCUUAAUAUCGAUAAACCUAUUUUUGUGGCUGUUUCUUUAUAUUCUGACCAGCUUAUGCCUAAAGAAAUCAAUUCAUUAUCAUCUAGACAGCAAGCAAUGACGUUGCAACCAGAUUUUUUUAUUCUAAUAAAGUCCAAAUGGAGGUCCCUAUAAACUGGGCUUUUGAGAUCAGAUUGACCUUCGGGUUCAUGCUGUUGAUUUAAACGUAACUUUUUACCCGGUGCCGAAGACAUCAACAAAUUACCGAAUCUGAAUAAAUGAGGAGACUUGUUCUGGUUGAAAGAGUAUAAUUUGUUAUAAUAGGUAAGAUCGUCGGUUGUCAAACUAUUAAUAUCAUGAUGGAACUUGUAGCAUAAGGACGACAGAUAGUCCAAAUUGAUCGGAUUGUCUACAAUGGUUAAUGAUGGCUUGAUAAUGGAAGACAUAUAAUCGAUACAAUCUAAGGGUAUAAUGAUUGAGAUAUUCAAUGGGUGGGUGACGGAUGUUUUCAUAUUGUUAGUGGAUAUUGCUAAGUUGUUGUUGUUGAUGUACUCAUUGUCACAAUUAUGACAGUGUAACAAAUUAUCGUUCUUUAUAUAACAAUCAUCAUUUUGAACUAUGAAAUCGUUGAAGUUUUUUGAAGUUUUCAAUAAACUUAGAUAAUAAUCAUAGAACACCAUUGAUAGAGGCUUAUAAUUAAUAUUUUUUAAUUUGUAAAAGCUUGAUAUUUGAAUAAAAU
Molecule: messenger RNA, 2537 nt
Organism: Wallemia mellicola CBS 633.66
Lineage: Eukaryota; Fungi; Basidiomycota; Wallemiomycetes; Wallemiales; Wallemiaceae
Product: DOT1-domain-containing protein
Exons: 5
Coding region: 279-1367 (362 amino acids)
Biological process (GO): DNA damage checkpoint signaling; regulation of transcription regulatory region DNA binding; DNA repair
Cellular component (GO): nucleus
Molecular function (GO): histone H3K79 methyltransferase activity
Source: RefSeq, a predicted model, not a curated record